GUCAUCUAUUUUUAGCAAACAGUCACAAUCUACCCAUUAUAGGACGGCAAAGGCUACGUCGAUGCGAGGGCAAUAUAUAAAUCUAUCCAAGGAAACAAUUAGUGAUAUUUACCUGUUAUUUAGAAGAAGAUGACGUUUCAGUAUACACCUAUCCCAGGUAACAGUUGUUUACAUAUAUGAGAUAGGAAGACAGGAAGUAUUGAAAAUAGACUGUUCUAAGGUGUUCGAAGUGAUAGAGCGUGGGUGUGUUUUGGAGUCGUUUGAUGUACCAGGGAUAACAGUAUCUUGGCCAGUUACACAUAUACAGUCUUGAGAUGCAUAGACGGAUAACAAAGAGUGAGAUACGACAGAUCGAAUUCAACGAGGAAAAUGCUGAACAUAUUCGACAUUCAUCGAAGUCGGUCAUAUCCCUCAACAUCACAGUGGAAGAACAUAGACAGACAACAUCGUCAUUCUUUAAACCAAAAUGGAUGAGGUCUUCCGACGAGGGCCAGAAAGUAUCACGAAUGGUUACAAUUAAGCGAUGGCUGCUUAAAUCAACCCGCCCAAAACAUCACAAGAAAAAGUCCAACAAUUGUCUAAAAGAACUGCUUAUUGUCAAUGGAUGUACAGGGCUUGAUAAUCCCGGAUUCAUCGAUGAAGAAACAGAAGAUAAAUUUGAUUCUUGUACGUUGGAAGUCGAUGUGCCCGUUUGUGAUUUGCCUCUCGUUGGUAUUGUGGCUGAUGAAUUGAACGAGAAAGUGACACCAGAGGAACAUUUAUUUGACAUGGACUGUCCCAACUUCGAACUUCUUUCUGGAAAACAAGACAUUAUGACACCUGGCCUUUGUUCUUUCACAAGGAGUGCGGUAAUAACGGUUCAUAUGUUUGAACCCAGAAGUCCUUCUCUUGCAAGAGCAGUUCUUCCUCCUUCCAGUGCAAACGAAGGCGAGGGUUUUAAGAUUUCUGCGUUUUCCGGUGAAUGCACUGACAAAGAAAAUGAGUAUAAUGCUGCAAAAUACAAUCAACAGAAACUUCAAAACAAGCUGUUAACACAAAGACUCCUCCGAAAGGAGAAGAGGACAAAUAUAUUAAUGAAAAGACUUUGGGAGAUGACAGGGACACUGGUAAGACAGUCCAGGGCAAUUACUAUGCAAAACGCAUGCAUAGAAAGCAUGGACAAUACACUGUCCAAACUGGGAAGCCAGCUGACCAAAAAGAAAGAGAAACAUGCAGUGACGAAUGUUUAUAAUGUAGAGCAUGUUGAUUUGUUAACAAUACCAUCUGAGAGAAANGGGGGGGGGAGUUGCAAUAUCACUGAAAAAAUACGUUAUAACUGUGUUCAAAUUUGA
Messenger RNA from Mizuhopecten yessoensis (Yesso scallop), 1331 nucleotides. RefSeq lists its product as uncharacterized. Bases 315 to 1331 code for a protein of 338 amino acids. The transcript is spliced from 2 exons. The record is from RefSeq and is a predicted model, not a curated record. Lineage: Eukaryota; Metazoa; Mollusca; Bivalvia; Pectinida; Pectinidae.